Molecule: messenger RNA, 1116 nt
Organism: Serendipita indica DSM 11827
Lineage: Eukaryota; Fungi; Basidiomycota; Agaricomycetes; Sebacinales; Serendipitaceae
Source: the annotation of a GenBank genome assembly
AUGCUUGCCCGACGCGCUUUUGCGACUGCCUCGCGUAGUUCAUUAAAGAUUGGGCUUAUUCCUGCCGAUGGAAUUGGCAGAGAGGUCAUCCCAGCUGCUCGUCAGGCCAUCGAGGCCCUCGGCUCGUCAAUCCCGAAACCAGAAUUCAUCGACUUGGACGCUGGCUUUGAAUACUUUCAGAAACAUGGAAAAGCUCUACCAGAAGAGACACUUCAAAAGCUGAAAAACGAAUGUGACUGCGCCAUGUUUGGAUUGAGCAAUCUACAUAGUUCGCCAUCGACCAAGGUUGCUGGCUAUUCGUCGCCAAUCGUCGCUCUUCGUAAAGCCAUGGACUUGUAUGCAAACAUCAGACCAGUAGUCGGAGUCUCGGCCUCUGGCAAACCAAGCGUCGAUCUCGUCGUGGUCAGAGAGAAUACGGAAUGCCUGUAUGUCAAGCAAGAAACUCUGGACAAGAACGAAAAAGGCGAGCAAGUCGCCAAAGCCACUCGGGUAAUUACCGAGCGAGCCUCGCGGCGUAUCGGCCAAAUGGCAUUCAAACUCGCAGCAGAGCGACCAAGAAAGGCAUGUAAACUAGUAUUCUUAAUCGUCCAACAUCUGAAACAGCCCCAGCACUUGACCAUUAUCCACAAAUCCAACGUCCUCUCCAUCACCGACGGGCUCUUCCGUGAAUCCGUCCGAGCCGUUGCCAAAGAGUGGCCAGACAUCACCAUCGCCGAACAACUCGUCGAUAGCGCCGUCUACAAACUGUUCCGAGAGCCAAAUGUGUUCGACGUCAUGGUCGCACCAAACCUCUACGGAGACAUUCUUUCCGACGCGGCAGCCGCCCUCGUCGGAUCCCUAGGCGUCGUCCCCUCCAUCAAUGCCGGCGACGAUUUCGUAAUCGGAGAACCCGUUCACGGAUCAGCCCCCGAUAUUGCUGGCCAACACAAGGCCAACCCCGUGGCGUCGAUACGAUCAGCCGCAAUGAUGUUGCGACACCUCGGAUACGGAGACGCUGCUUCUCGCAUCGAAAAGGCUGUAGACACCGUCCUCGUAGAGGGACACGUACUCACGCCAGACUUGGGUGGCAAGGCGACUACAGAACAGGUCACACAAGCCAUUCUAAAACUCAUCUAA